Cryptomeria japonica (Japanese cedar) is the source of this 6978-nucleotide messenger RNA. Its product is annotated as pentatricopeptide repeat-containing protein At2g13600. Gene Ontology annotation, molecular function: RNA binding; protein binding. NCBI's taxonomy places the organism in Eukaryota, Viridiplantae, Streptophyta, Pinopsida, Cupressales, Cupressaceae. The record is from RefSeq and is a predicted model, not a curated record. The transcript has 6 exons. The coding region runs from base 278 to 2206 and encodes 642 amino acids. Gene Ontology annotation, biological process: RNA modification.
UUGUGAUUUUCAAUUUAUAUCUUCGUUUAUAUCUUUUAUUUCUUGCAGCCGUUUUCCGAGCGUUGAUUGUCUUCAAAGAUUCCGUUAAAUCCUUAAAGCUUAUUGAAAUCACAUUUUGCAUGCACAUAUCAAAUCUAAACUCGAACAACGUCGUUUCUCUUUAGAUAAAGGAUCUCCCACCCCCCGCAAAAAAAAAAAAGAGUCACCCACAAUUUCAUAACCUCGUACUUCUGUUUCAUAUCCUAGUUUAAUUUUAAAAUCCUUUUGUUGUAAAUCGAUGAGAGACAAAUUUUUUCAAAGCUGCUCAUGUUACAUUCAAAUACAACUUGGAUUUACACAGGUUUUGAACCGGAGACAGCCAAGGGUGCAGGUCUAUCUAACAAACUGUUCAAGCAAUAGUGGGAAAAUUCACACAAACUUUAGAACGUAUGCUCAUCUGUUGCAGAAUUCUAUCCCUUCAAGAUCUUUGGGAAGCCAUACCCAUUUCAAUGCUAAUAGUUAUAUGAGCUACCUGAAACGUUUGAUCCACUAUAAUGGUCAUGCUACGGAUGCGCGCCAUAUGUUUGACAAAACUCCCCAACGAGAUGAAGUAUCUUACUGGAAUCGAUUAAUCCAAUCAUGUGCCAAAAGUGGAAAUUUAAAGACUGCUCAUCAAUUGUUUGACAAAAUGCCCACUCGAAAUGUGGUAUCUUGGAACGCUAUGAUUUCUGGGUAUGAUCAAUAUGGGUUAAAGGAGAAGGUCCUGAAUUUAUUCUGCCAGAUGGUACAUUCUGGCGUUAAGCCGGAUCAAUUUACAUUUCCUAGUACUCUUCGCUCUUGCGGCUUCCUCUCUGCCUUGAAUCCAGGAAAACAGUUGCAUGGAUACAUUAUUAGAACUGGUUUUGAAUCUAAUGCCUUUGUUGGUAGUGCACUUAUAGAUCUAUAUGCAAAAUGUGAAAAAACAGGAGAUGCGCGCCGAGUGUUUGACGAAAUGCCUGAGCGAGAUACAGUCUUGUGGACUACAAUGAUUGGAGUAUAUGCGCAAAAUCAAUUUGCCGAGGAGUCCCUGAAACUGUUUUGUAAAAUGCAGAAAGAAGAUAUGAAGCAAGAUAGCAUUAUCCUAUUGACAGUCUUGAUUGCCUGUGGGAGUUUGGCAGCUUUGGCACAGGGUAAAAUGGUGCAUGCUCAAGUUAUCAAGGCUGGAUUUCAUACAAAUUACAUUGUUGGGAAUGCCAUCGUAGAUAUGUACGCGAAAUGUGCAGCCAUGAAAGAUGCUCAUCGAAUGUUUGAUAGAAUGUCUGAAAGGGAUGUUGUGUCAUGGACUGCGAUGAUUGUGGGGUAUAUUCAGAAUGGUUAUUGUGAGGAAGCUCUAAAAUUAUUCCAGAAAUUGCUGUGGACAGACGUUAAGCCCAAUAGAUUCACUUUUGCAAGUACCUUAAGUGCUUGCGCGAACUUAGCAAUGUUAGAAUUGGGAAAGCAGCUGCAUGCCCAUAUCGUUGGAGUUGGAUAUGAGUCAGUUUUGAGCGUGGAAAGCUCUCUCAUCAGUAUGUAUGCCAAAUGUGGAAGUAUAGAUGAUGCAGCUCUUGUCUUCAAUCAAAUAGCUUCUAAAGAUUUGAUCUCAUGGAAUGCUAUGAUUGCUGGUUAUGCCAUUAAUGGGAAUGGCAAGGAGGCUUUCCAACUCUUUAAAUUGAUGAUAGAGGCAGACAUGAAUCCAGACCGAAUCACUUUCUUAAAUGUUCUCUCUGCAUGCAGCCAUGCAGGACUAGUGAAUGAGGGAUGUCUUUGUUUUGAGUUAAUGAGAAGGGAAUAUAUUAAUUUAGUAACAACUAAUCACUAUGCGUGUAUGAUUGACCUUCUGGGCCGUGCUGGACAACUAAGUGAAGCUGAAAACAUUGUCAACAACAUGCAUAUUAAACCUGACGCUUUGGUGUGGAAAGCAUUACUUCAUGCCUGCAGAAUUCAUGCCAAUGUGGAGCUGGGAGAACGUGCAGCGGAACACCUUCUUCAAUGUGAACCGGAGGAACCCUCAAACUAUGUGCUGUUGUCAAACGUAUAUGCUGCAGCCAAUAGGUGGCCAGAUGCAGCAAAGGCAAGGAAACUGAUGAAGGACAGGGGACUGAAAACGCAGCGAGGGUGCAGUUGGAUUCAUGUGAAAAACAGGCUCUAUGCAUUUGUUGCUGAAAACACAUCGCACCCAUUAUCAGAGGAAAUCUAUGCAAUGGUAUAGAGAGCAGGCUUUGUGCUUGGCACAUGUUUUGUUACGUGAUGUUGAGGAAAAAGUCAAGGAAUAGAGAUUUUGCUAUCACAGUGAAAUGUAGCCUCUGCAUUUGGGCUUAUCAGUAUACUUCCUGGAAUGCUCAUUAAUUUUUUCAUAAGCCUGAGUGAGUACGUCUAUUGUCACACAGCUAUCAAUUUCACCUACAAAAUUAGUUGUCGACAAAUUAUUGUAAGGGACAGCAAACACAUUCAUCGUUUCAAUUACAGGCCAAGUUUUUUUGGAUUGCAGCUCGAAUCAGCCACCAGGUUCAGGAUUUUUACAGAGCAUUCAUGUAUCUUGCUUUUGUCAGUGCUUUUAAUGGGCUUCAAAUUAAAAUCUUGAGCACUGCUUGUUUCGUUUUAUCACUUAAAAAUUUGCAAAGGUCAGUUCUGAGUUCAUCUUCGUUGUGAGGCAUGGUUUGGGCAUGCUUUUCUAUUAUCUAAGUCAAAGCUUGAAGAUAAAUUUAGGGUUCCUUUUUUUCUUUUAUUUAGUAUUUUUUGUUUCAGGAUGGAAAUGGCUGUUAAGCCUCCAUUGCUUUUACCAGUGAUGUUGGAGAAAGUUUGCAUUUUAAGUAAAUGUCGCUUUCCAAGAUGGUGAUGUUAAGAUUAGGAACUCUAAAAGACCAUGGUUGGCACAUCCCACCUAAGUUGUAAGGUUGCUUUACCUUAUGAAGCAAAUUGUCCUUGGUACCUUACCUUACGAAGAAAAUUGGUCUAUCUGUUGUUUUGAACUGCUCACAUUGUCAAAGUUCCUUCAUCUUCUGAAAAAACUGUUCCAGGCACCUUUAAUUUUGAAGAAAAUUGUUUGAGCUGUUGCAUUGGGUUGUAUUCAUUUUGGUUUUUGCUGAAUCAAUUGCUGUAUGAUAGAGUAUGCAUAUUUCUGUACACUUGACCAUUGGAGUGAAUGGCCCUGCUUUUCACAAUGCUUGCAGCUGCAUUUCUCAGUUUUAGUUCCACUAUAUUGUAAUGUGUGUUUGUUGUCAUGGUAUUGGUUAUAAUUGGAGGGAGAUGCUGUACUGCUGUGGGUCAUUACAAAAGAUGGCAAUCUAAACCCUGGCAUGAAGGAUUGUGGAUGGACGAUUUUUGGAUGAGGUACAUUACUAAGCUACUGCAGUUCCAUGAACCUCAGCUGCCCCAAGCCAAAAGGCUGGAUGAGAAAAUUAAAGAGCUCAUUGCUAGCUAGAUUGUCAAAGUAGAAUUGCCACAUAUAUUACUAUGGCACUGAGGCUAUACUGUCUCAUGGCAUUAUUUAGCAAAGCAUGUUGGUUCCUUUCUACUGGCAUCUUUCACAAAAAUGUAUCAAUAAAUUAAUUUCCAAGAUGUUAGCAAAGCACUUAAAAGAUUUAGCUAAAGAGUGUUUAAAAUAUCAAAAAGUUUUCGAUGGCUUAAAGAUGUUGAGGGAGACUCCAGAAAGUCUGUGGGUAGAUAAGAAGGAAUCCAUUGCAAAAGAAAAAGAACUAAUCGUGCAAGGCAUCCAAGAUGGGGAAAUAGUAGCUGUCAAGACUUGAUUCAAUUUUUGGUGAGGACAAAGAUGCCUGAGUGUGUAAGUGUGAAUUGUUUGGACCCUGAAAAGCAUUGCAAGAUGUUGGAAAAUGACAGCAGUGUCACUCAUCAGUAUCUUGAUCCACCUCUCUUUGACUUGCGCUGAACAAAAUGACAAAGCUUGCAUUUCUGAUGAUUUUUUUUUCUCCUCAAAGAGUGAAAGAUUCCUUCGAGGUGUACUCUCAAGCAAGGAAAAUCAUUUAUAUUGUUGACGAUUCCAAAACAGGCCCGAUCCUGAGCCAAGCAACCAAUAAAAUUUUCUAUUCUCUCAAAACUAAAUUGGAAAACAGUCUUUUUACCAACGAAACUUCUAAAUCUGUAGCUCAGCAAUAAAUGAGCUUGCAAAAAAAAGAAAAGAAAAAAAGAACAAACGCCACCUGUAAUCUACGAAAGGAAGGCUGAAGAAACUGAGGAUUUGGAGACAACUGUAGUCUGUUGGGUCAGAGCAAGAGGCAAUGAUUUCAUAGAUUGGAAAGCAGCAGCAACAGUUAAUACCAUCUAUAGAUUAUGCAACUCAGAAUGGGAAGUGGGUUGAUGUGCUUGCUUUGGAGAAGGAGUGGCAUAGGGAUAAUGGGUGGCCAAGGUCUAAAUACUUCAAGGGCUUUUUUCGUCUGCAGAAGAAGAAAGUAGAGAUGCCUAACCAGAAAGCCUCUCAGGAUUCAUCUGCAAAUUUUCAGAGAAAUGGGGGGUCUGGAAAUAACCCUAGAAUCAUUGUAGGUUAUGGCAAGGUGGUUGUUGAAAAUUCCGCAGGGGUUUUACGGCCAUCUUUGGCAACUCCAGCCGUUCUUGAUAAGGACAAGCCUUUGGGUAAGGAGAACUCGGUGGAUAAGGUAUGGUUGCCGAUACCUUCUAUUUCUGCGGUUGAAGCCCCAUUUGACAAAAAAACUAGGGAUUUGUAUUCUUUGGCCGUAUUAAUUCAGGUUUGGGUUGAUAAUAUUUUGCUCUCAAAGCUUCAUCAUAAGAUUCAUUCGCUCUGGUAUGGUACGCUUUACUUUCAAGUUCUUUCUUCGAGCUCUUUCACUAUUAUCUUUGAUUUUGAGGAUGCUAAACAACAGGCUCUGGCAAAGCUGUUCUUUUGGUUUGGUUGUAAUUUAUUUUUUGUUGAAAAAUGGAAACCUCUUUUUUCUGCUUCUCAGGAUAUUGUUAAAACUAUCCCUACUUGGUUUUUGCUACCUGGGCUUCCAUAUGAAUUUUCUGACCCUGAUAUUUUACAAAGAAUUGGGGAUUCCUUUGGAAAGUUUAUUCAUUCGCAUUCGGCAUUUGAGGAUGGGGUUUUUAGGGUUAAGAUUUGUGUGUUACUUACCUCAUCCUCUGUGGUUCCUUGCAAUUGUAAUUUAAAAUCUAUUGAUGGGAUUUGGUGGUAGAGCAUCGUUCAUGAUUCUGAAUGGUUUGUUAAGUGCUCUGUGGUUAUGGAUUCUUCUUUAUUUACUACCCUUAAAGGAUUGUUGUUUGGUGAUAAGGUGGUUUGGCCCUCAAAGUCUGCUAAUAUAAAUGUUGAUAACCUAGAUUCUUCUGUCAGACAUGAAAAUUGAAGGCACAUUGUUUCUCACCUUAUGUGUCUGUCAAAGUCAAAUAAUCCUAUUGGGGUUUCUAAUAUGGAGAAUGUUGUCCCUCUUGGGGAUGCAUCUCUCCUUGUGGAGGAUGUGCAGAAAGAUAAGAGUCUUAUGGGAAUAGAUUCUCCUUUAGGGCUUCAUAAUGAGGGGGGUUUGGUUAUGAAUUCUGCUAAAUUUGUUCAAGGGCUUGAGGGUGGAUUGCCUCAGGGGGAGUUACACCCUUUGGUUCAUGGGUUUGACUUGCCUUCUUUCAUUCCUGAUGAGAGUUUAAUUUCUCAAGUCUAGAGGCUGGUUUUUGAGCAUAAUAUUACUUUGAAUAAUGAUGUUACUGAUAAGGUGGUAGAUGCGAUUGAUCAGGACUUGGUUAAUUUGAAUUCCUCCUUAGUUAUCCCUUCGACUUGAAAUCCUUUUGAAAUUUUCUCUCCAGAUAAAGCUCUGGAUUGUGAGAAUGCCUUGUGUUUUGUUAAUAAAGUUGAAUUUGAUCCUGCAAUUAACAAACCUUUGGUUCAAAUUCCUUUGUCUCCCUUCUCCCCAUUACCCUCUCCUGUGCAACGAGGUAGGAAGCCAAAGGCGUUUCAUACGCAAUUGGAAAUAGAUGCUGGCAUUCAGUCUACGCUUUUGAGCCCAGGCUCUGGUUCUAUGAAAAGGAAAAUAAAGUUUAGUCCUCCUUUUACAAGGUCGGUUGCUUCCAAACAUAUUCUUCAGGCAUCUUUUGGGGUGGACAUAGUUGGUUUUGGUGAUUCUAUUGAAAAGAGGGGAGAGAAUGCCUCCUCUCGACGACAAUGAAGGUCGUUUCUUGGAAUGUUAGGGGCUUAAACGCCCCUAACAAGAGACGCUUGAUUAAGUCGCAGUUGGACUUAAUGAAGUGCGAUGUGCUUAUGUUGCAAGAAACUAAAUUAAGUCUGUAUGGUGCUGAAUUUUUGUUUCCUAAUUGGAAAACUUGGAAAUUUUGUGUUUCCCCCUCUGCGGAGGCUUUUGAGGUUUAGCUUUUCUUUGGAAUGAUGUUUCUACUGAAUUAUCUCUAGUUGUCUCUGCCCCUUUCUGGAUGUUGGCGUUGGUAAAAAGAAGGGUUUCUAAUAUUAAAUUCUGGUUAUUUAAUGUUAAUGGUCCAAUGUCUAUCUUGGGGAAAAGAGCCCUCUGGGAUUCUUUAACUGUUGCUUCUUCCCUCCUUCAGGGACAACUUGGUGGAGAUUUUAAUGCUAUUUCUUGUGAGGAUGAUAAAAUUGGGGGCAUUUUACCAAAUAAACGUGUUGUGGUUGAUUUUACUACUUUCAUUCAAAAUAAUGGUUUGUUGGAUUGUCAAACUUUGAAUGGUCUUUUUACUUGGAUAAAUAUGAGGAAAGUUUUUUCACAGAUUGCUGAAAGACUUGAUUGGUCUUUUAUUUCCGAUAAUUGGAUCUCUUCAGAUGUGGAUGUUGUUGCUAUGGUUUUGCCCAAUUCAGACUCUGAUCAUUUUCCAAUCUUGUUGUCUUUUUUGGAUGAUAGGGCUUCUGGAAAAUCUUCGUUUAAAUUUGAGCCUAUGUGGUUUAGAGAUCCUUCUUUUCUGAUGCUCUUGGAAUCGUGGUGGGCCUCGGCCCCUUUUAUGUCUGAAACUAGAAUGUUUCGCUUCGUCAAAAAACUUUCCUUUAUUAAAGAAAAGAUUUAAGUC